AUGUCGACAAUUAACUUGCAUCCACCGCAAACAUAUUCGCGCUUGUUCCGCCCCUGGGAUACGCAGCGUCAAGCCAACGCCGCCACACCGCCGCCGGUGCGUGCCAUUAAACGUGAACGUGAUUCAGAUGCAUUGAGCAUUAAGCAUGAGCUGCCCAGCAAUGGCAGCAGCAGCAGCAACUGUUGCUAUAGCCAUCAUGGCCAGGAUAGCGAUCGCGACUGCAGCUCCGACUCCAGCAGUCGCAGCAGCAGCAGCAAAUCCAGCUACGAGGAUGGCCUAAACAGCAGCUAUACACGCACCUCCACGCCACUGAUGGACGCCACACCGCAGCCAGCGUUUCAAGCUGCGCCCCAACCUCAAGCCGCCGCCGCCGCUGCUGCUGCUGCCUCCUUUAUGCCUGCCAGCGAUUUGUACUAUGCCGCUGCUGCAGCUGCUGCUGCUGCUGCCAGCGCGCCCUCAGCUGCCUUUGGCAUGGAUCCCUUUACCUUGGGUCUGAUGGAGCAGGAGUAUGCGCGUGUUAUGGCAGAGGAUGCGCAGCUCAAGGCGCUCAAUGCGCGCAAGCAGCGCCCGAAGAAGUUCAAGUGCCCACACUGCGAUGUGGCGUUCUCCAACAAUGGCCAGCUCAAGGGGCACAUACGCAUACAUACUGGUGAGCGUCCUUUCAAGUGCGACGUCGAAAGCUGCGGCAAAACCUUUACACGCAACGAGGAGCUGACGCGACACAAGCGCAUACACUCGGGUCUGCGUCCUUAUCCUUGCAGCGCCUGCGGCAAGAAGUUCGGUCGCCGUGAUCAUCUCAAGAAACACAUGAAGACGCAUAUGCCGCAGGAACGCCAGCUGGGUCCGGCUCUCUUUAUGCCCAUGUAUCCAUAUCUCUAUGGCUACUAA
Drosophila busckii is the source of this 888-nucleotide messenger RNA. It is a transcript of the gene hkb, whose product is annotated as Krueppel-like factor 16. The transcript is spliced from 2 exons. The record is from RefSeq and is a predicted model, not a curated record. Gene Ontology annotation, molecular function: DNA-binding transcription factor activity, RNA polymerase II-specific; RNA polymerase II cis-regulatory region sequence-specific DNA binding. Gene Ontology annotation, biological process: regulation of transcription by RNA polymerase II. The coding region runs from base 1 to 888 and encodes 295 amino acids. Lineage: Eukaryota; Metazoa; Arthropoda; Insecta; Diptera; Drosophilidae.